CGCGGAUGACCACACUAGACGCGGAUAACGGAUAAUACCUGUAGCAUUCUCUCGCGUACAUUUUGAAACUUUCCCUGAUUUUACCAUGUAAUAUUCGAUUUGCACGCCGCUAGGGUGCGACAAACCUGAUCUCAAAUACCCUUGAGUGCAGUGGAAGCAGGCUUGUAAAUACAGUGGAAAGUAAGAAAAAGGCCUAUGCUAGAGUAUUGCUACUCACCCCCAACAAUUGCUAAAGAUUAACACACAAACCUCGGGGUUCUUUUUUCGAAGUGUUAAACAAACGUACAUACUCAGGGUUACCGCGAGACAUUGAAAACUAACGCGGUAAAUUGUUGAUAAAAUUGUUUUCCCUUGCGUGGACGAGGUCAGUCUCCUCAUGACUGGCUGAGAGCUUGCUGGUGUGGCUUCCUGGAGGCUCCAACCUCAUGACCCUAUACAGCAACCUCGAUACAGACGUUAAGUCAUCGGAAGAAGAGAAAAAGGCCCUUACAUCAGAAUUGUGAAGACAAAAUCCUGUGAGACACAGAAGUAUCCGCUAAGCCACACGUUGUUGACGUCAGCGCGAGGGCGGAGCUUACUGUAACAUCCAGCACAACCCGCUUUAAUUUCCUGUUGUUUUAGCACACCUGUGCUCUCUCCCGUGCACAGCAGCACGACGAUGAGCGUUCGUUCUCUAGCUGUCCGGCGAAAGCAUAAGUGAUGCAGAGAGGUGAGCCAGUAAGAACGAAGUGGAUGGUUGGUAAGAUCGAGGUCAGAGACCUGUCAUCUUUGGCCCUAGGGUAAGUGGGGUGACCAAUGAGAGCGCCGCUCCUGACGUGCCUGCCCCGGGCCAUACACAACCCGGAUGCCAACCCCAAAACCUCCCACGGGCCAUGGCGGCACUCAUCUGUCUCUCUACCAAGCAUCAGCUAUUAGAAAAUAGCAAGCGAAUCUAAGAGUUUGGUCCGGCUGGGAGGUGAAUAGCUUGAGAGAGAGGAGUGGGUGGAGUGUGGGUUGCCUCGUGUCUAGGUGCUGAGGAGUGCGGGUUCCCAACUGUGGUGGCCGGUGUGGUGUUCUGUGCUGUCCUGAGGUGUUGAUUCCUCGAGGUCCAGCGAAGGAGUCCCCCACGGAGCUCUGGUGUAGCAGAGCGAGUAAGCAGAAGCAGCAGCAGCAGGAGGUAACGGGUUGCCAGACGUCAUCGGCAGGUAGGACUAGCGACUGGGCGCCCAGGCACAGUACACUCGGCGGGCUGCAGUCUCACAUCGCCAUUCCAACUCCGACCAUCAAACGGAGAGGACCAGCCCAUCUCCGUUCCUACCAGCUGGCAAGGAGGGACUAGAAGAAGUGAGACGGCGUCACUACUGAGAGAGCAAAGUCCGGAAUGGAGGACAGAAGCGUCUUCCUCUUGGUACUCUUGCUGCUCGUCUGUCUGGCAACGCAAACUUUAUCAGCUCCUUACUCUGGUGAUGUGUUCCAACAGCAGCAGACAGACCUCUCAGAGCUCUUCCACUCGUCGAAAGGAGGGAUGAUCGGUCCUCUCUUCAGACACAACGGUCCCCAGGAUGCUGCCUUGGCUACUGACGGAGGUUGUUACUACCAGUUCAGCCACUACAACGAGGGUGACAGGAUCGUCACCAACGAGCCCUGCCUGAACUGCACCUGUCACAACUCCAUGCUCAUGUGCUACCUUAAGGUGUGUCCCUUCAGCAAGCCCAUUGGUCAAGACUGUACGGUAGAGAAGAGUUCUAAUCAAUGCUGCCCCGUGAUCACCUGUCCACAAGUGCCAGUGAACCUACAAGUGAUGCAGAUGACCACCACCACCACCUCUCCUCCUAGCAUCAGCAGCAGCAGCAGCAUCAUCAGCGGUAGCGGAGAUACCAUCACCGACCUGGCCACCGUGACGGAACACGGCUGUACCAUCGAAGGAAGCUACUAUCCCGACGGCGUCCAGGUUCCUGGAAAUCCAGCCAAACCUUGCGAGUUGUGUUACUGCAUCAGGAACCACACUGCUUGUGUCAUGCAGGAGUGCACUCUCAAGGUACCAAGAUGCGAACCCAUCUUCGAGGAGGGUAUCUGCUGCCCCGUCAGAUACGGCUGUGCUUAUAACGAGACUGACGAGGGUCUUCUGACGACGACAACGUCUCCCUUCGCUACGGUGAAUGACUCCAUAGUCUUGCCGACCACCACCAUGCCUCCCAGCCCCGCCGGCUGCUUCCACAAGGGAGACUUCUACGCCGACGGUGCUCUCAUUCCUUCUGACGACCCUUGUGAGCACUGCUACUGCGUGCUGAGUGACCUGGUGUGUGUCAUCCAGGGGUGCUCUACCCUUGACGACAUGCAAGAGAACUGCAUCCCAAGAGCCGCCCGUGAGGGGGUGUGCUGUCCUGAAGCCUACGAUUGUCCUGAGGUGACAACAGUCACGAUAGAUGCUUCCGCAGUAACGAUCGACCCCAGCAGGGCGACUGAGGGAUACCAGGAAGUGACUGAGGAAUCUACAACAGAGGGUGACCUCGACGGGCUGACAGCCACUGACAGACCGGCUGUAGAUUUAGAAACUGAUGCUGAAACCACUGAUAGCCAAACUGGUGUGGAGACAGGCACUCAUGCUCCAAUUGGUGUUGAUGAGACAGCCACUUAUGCCCCUGGUAUUGAGGCAGGCACUAAUGAUUCAACUAGUAUUGAGACAGGUACUGAUGAAUCAACUGGUAUUGAGACAGGUACUGACAUAUCAAUCGGAGACGGAAUUUCCACUGAUUCUCCAACAGUACCAGAAGGAGUCAGUGCAUCUGUUACUCAACCCUCAACACUUACUGAGGCAACUUUGGUUACUGAAAGUCCUGAAGAUAAAGACACUACAGGAGUUACAGAGAUUCCUGUAGGUACACCAGGCCCUGAUACUUCAGCAACUGAUGACACUGCCACUGAUGGACCAGCUGAGGUUGAUGAGACAGCCACUGAUAGACCAGUUGAAGUUGAUGAGACAGCCACUGAUGGACCAGUUGAAGUUGAUGAGACAGCAACUCAUCCCCCAACUGGUGUUGAGACAGGCACUGAUGGACCAAGUGGUGUAGAGACAGGCACUGAUGAAUCAAUUGGUAUUGAGACAGGUACUAAUGUUCCAACUAGUAUUGAGACAGGCACUGAUGAAUCAAUUGGUACUGAAACAGGUACUGACGAAUCAACUGGGACUGAGACAGUCACUGAUGAAUCAACUGGUGUUGAUGAGACAGCUACUCAUGCUCCUGGUAUUGAGACAGGUACUGGUGAAUCAACUGGUAUUCAGACAGGCACUGAUGAAUCAACUGGUGCUGAAACAGGUACUGACGAAUCAACUGGGACUGAGACAGUCACUGAUGAAUCAACUGGUAUUCAGACAGGUACUGAUGAAUCAACUGGGAUUGAGACAGGCACUGAUGAAUCAACUGGGAUUGAGACAGGCACUGAUGAAUCAACUGGUGUUGAUGAGACAGCUACUCAUGCCCCUGGUGUCGAGACAGUUACUGACGAAUCAACUGGUAUUGAGACAGGUACUGACAUAUCAACUGGAGACGGAAUUUCCACUGAUUCUCCAGCAGUACCAGAAGGAGUCAGUGCAUCGCCCACCACUAGUUCCUACACUACCACUGAAAGUUCAGUAACUCCAGAGGUGACCCUCGACCAAGAUGGUGAUUACAUUACUGAGGCUUCUGUUGCUACUGACGGUGUGAGUGAUGUUAGUGAACCAAGUGUUACUCAACCCUCAAUACUUACUGAGGCAACUUUGGUUACUGAAAGUCCUGAAGAUAAAGAUACUACAGGAGUUGCAGAGAUUCCUGUAGGUACACCAGGCCCUGAUACUUCAGCAACUGAUGACACUGCCACUGAUGGACCAGCUGAGGUUGAUCAGCCAGCCACUGAUGGACCAGCUGAGGUUGAUGAGACAGCCACUGAUAGACCAGCUGAGGUUGACGAGACAGCCACUCAUCCCCCAACUGGUGUUGAGACAGGCACUGAUGAACCAACUGGUGUAGAGACAGGCACUGGUGUACUAACUGGCGUUGAGACAGGCACUGAUGGUCCAGUUGGUGUUGAUGAAACAGCCACUCAUGCCCCUGGCAUCGAGACAGCCACUGAUGAAUCAACUGGUACUGAGACAGGCACUGAUGCCCCAACUGGUGCUGAUGAGACAGACACUCAUGCCCUGGUAUUGAGACAGGCACUGAUGAAUCAACUGGUGUUGAGACAGGCACUGAUGAAUCAACUGGUGCUGAGACAGGCACUGAAUGAAUCAACUGGUGUUGAGACAGGCACUGAUGAAUCAACUGGUGCUGAGACAGGCACUGAUGGACCAACUGGUGUAGAGACAGGCACUGGUGUACUAACUGGCGUUGAGACAGGCACUGAUGGUCCAGUUGGUGUUGAUGAAACAGCCACUCAUGCCCCUGGCAUCGAGACAGCCACUGAUGAAUCAACUGGUACUGAGACAGGCACUGAUGCCCCAACUGGUGCUGAUGAGACAGACACUCAUGCCCCUGGUAUUGAGACAGGCACUGAUGAAUCAACUGGUGUUGAGACAGGCACUGAUGAAUCAACUGGUGCUGAGACAGGCACUGAUGAAUCAACUGGUGUUGAGACAGGCACUGAUGAAUCAACUGGUGCUGAGACAGGCACUGAUGCCCCAACUGGUGUUGAUGAAACAGCCACUCAUGCCCCUGGCAUCGAGACAGCCACUGAUGAAUCAACUGGUACUGACACAGGCACUGAUGCCCCAACUGGUGCUGAUGAGACAGACACUCAUGCCCCUGGUAUUGAGACAGGCACUGAUGAAUCAACUGGUGUUGAGACAGGCACUGAUGAAUCAACUGGUGUUGAGAUAGGCACUGAUGAAUCAACUGGUGCUGAGACAGGCACUGAUGAAUCAACUGGUGUUGAGACAGGCACUGAUGAAUCAACUGGUGCUGAGACAGGCACUGAUGAAUCAACUGGUGCUGAGACAGGCACUGAUGAAUCAACUGGUGUUGAGACAGGCACUGAUGAAUCAACUGGUGUUGAGACAGGCACUGAUGAAUCAACUGGUGCUGAGAUAGGCACUGAUGAAUCAACUGGUGCUGAGACAGGCACUGAUGAAUCAACUGGUGUUGAGACAGGCACUGAUGCCACAACUGGUGUUGAUGAGAUAGCCACUCAUGCCCCUGGUAUUGAGACAGGUGCUGACGAAACAACUGGUAUUGAGACAGGUACUGACGAAUCAACUGGUAUUGAGACAGGUACUGACGAAUCACCUGGUGUCGAGACAGUUACUGACGAAUCAUCUGGUAUUGAGACAGGUACUGAUGAAUCAACUGGAGAGGGAAUUUCCACUGAUUCUCCAGCAGUACCAGAAGGAGUCAGUGCAUCGCCCACCACUAGUUCCUACACUACCACUGAAAGUUCAGUAACUCCAGAGGUGACCCUCGACCAAGAUGGUGAUUACAUUACUGAGGCUUCUGUUGCUACUGACGGUGUGAGUGAUGUUAGUGAACCAAGUGUUACUCAACCCUCAACACUUACUGAGGCAACUUUGGUUACUGAAAGUCCUGAAGAUAAAGAUACUACAGGAGUUACAGAGAUUCCUGUAGGUACACCAGGCCCUGAUACUUCAGCAACUGAUGACACUGCCACUGAUGGACCAGCUGAGGUUGAUCAGCCAGCCACUGAUGGACCAGCUGAGGUUGAUGAGACAGCCACUGAUAGACCAGCUGAGGUUGACGAGACAGCCACUCAUCCCCCAACUGGUGUUGAGACAGGCACUGAUGGACCAACUGGUGUAGAGACAGGCACUGGUGUACUAACUGGCGUUGAGACAGGCACUGAUGGACCAAUUGGUGUUGAGACAGGUACUGAUGAAUCAACUGGUAUUGAGACAGGCACUGAUGAAUCAACUGGUGUUGAGACAGGCACUGGUGUACUAACUGGUGUUGAGACAGGUACUGAUGAAUCAACUGGUAUUGAGACAGGCACUGAUGAAUCAACUGGUGUUGAGACGGCUACUCAUGCCCCAUCUGGUGUUGAUGAGACAGCUAUUGAUGGGCCACCUGAAGUUGAAAUAGCCACCUAUGACCCAGCUGAAGUUGAUGGGUCAGUCACUCACGGUCCAACUGAGACAGUUACUGGUUCCACAGCUGAUGUUUCUGAGACUUCAACAAGUCUAGAAGAAACGUUCCCAGAAGUUCCCGAUGGCGUCUAUGCAACUGAAACGCCUUCUGUUGCCCCUGAAACUGAGGUACCGGGAGAGUCCCUCACUGUAGCUACACAAACUUCUGAGGGUGCCUACACAGAGUCUCCUCUGGCGACUGGAAACUGUGAUGUUAAUGGGACACUGUAUAAGAGUAACGCCUUUGUUCCUGUAACUGAUCCUUGCCAAGAAAGUUGUAAAUGUGUGGAAGGCCAGGUAAAGUGUGAAUACAUAGGAUGUCCUCCUCCACCACCUCGCUUUCUUAGAUGUGACUCCAAGCCUGUGGAAGGAGUGUGCUGCCCAACUUAUUCCUGCCCCACAUCUGAGGUAGAGACCUUACCGUCACCCGGGUGCCUUGUUGAUGGCGUCCAGUAUUAUGAAGGAGAUUAUGUGCCAAGGUCCGACUUCUGCACUGAUUGCUACUGCUUAAAGGGAGAAACUAUUUGCGCAUUUGUAGAAUGCAGUGAACCUGCUGGCCAAAACUGCACACCCUCGGAAGUUCCUAAGGGCGAAUGCUGUCCAUCGAAAUAUGACUGUGAUGCGAUCGAUAUUCUCGAGGUAGGAAACCUUGUUACGGGUGCUGACACUGAGGCAGGCACAACCCUGUCACCUACGCCUACUGACAUUGUUGAUGAAAAAGUGACGGAAAAGGAAGGUGAGGCAGCUGUCACUGAGGCAGGACAUGCAGAACCUGAGGCACCAGUCACUCAAGCUAUCAUUACCGGUGAAAUAGCAGGUGGAACAGUUGAACUAACGGAGGCGCCAGAUGCCAUGAUGACUGGACCGGGUUCUUCCAUGGAGACGCGAACAACCGCUCCUGAUGACGAUAGCUUCCUUACUACGCCAAUGACCAUUAUAACUGAUGAAAGCCUGCCAACACAGAGUGAAGAGGAUGCGGUCACAAAAGCACCAGCUGAAGUUCAACAGAUUGCCACUGGCAUACAGACUGGAGUUGAUGAGUCAGAAGACUCAACAGUAGCUCCUGGGGAAGAAGUAAGUCCUGAUGGGGUCCCUGGAGAAGGAAGCUGUAUACUGAACAGUACCACAUACAACAAUGGUGCCACAGUUCCUGGUACGACACCUUGCCACAAGUCAUGCACCUGCCAGAACAGUAUUAUAGCUUGUACUUUGAAGGCCUGUCCUCCUCCACCUCCGUCAUUCUUGCGAUGCCAGCCUGUCCAAGACCCAGACCAGUGCUGCCCUUCAUACGACUGUGACUCUGUAACCCAGGAGACAACUCCGUCGCCCGGUUGCAUUAGUUAUGGGGUUCAGUACUACGAGGGUCAGGCGGUUCCUAGUAAAGAUGUCUGCACUGACUGUUUCUGCACUGGCGGCGAGAUAGUCUGCGCUAGCCUCGACUGUACGCCUCCCGCUGGAAUUAAUUGCAAACCAAUCAUACGAAGCGAAGAUGACUGUUGCCCCAAGGAGUAUGAAUGUGGUGAUACAGCCACUGAUGGUCCAACUGAUGUUGAUACAGCCACUGAUGGUCCAACUGAUGUUGAUACAGCCACUGAUGGUCCAACUGAUGUUGAUACAGCCACUGAUGGUCCAACUGAUGUUGAUACAGCCACUGAUGGUCCAACUGAUGUUGAUACAGCCACUGAUGGUCCAACUGAUGUUGAUACAGCCACUGAUGGUCCAACUGAUGUUGAUACAGCCACUGAUGGUCCAACUGAUGUUGAUACAGCCACUGAUGGUCCAACUGAUGUUGAUACAGCCACUGAUGGUCCAACUGAUGUUGAUACAGCCACUGAUGGUCCAACUGAUGUUGAUACAGCACUGAUGGUCCAACUGAUGUUGAUACAGCCACUGAUGGUCCAACUGAUGUUGAUACAGCCACUGAUGGUCCCAACUGAUGUUGAUACAGCCACUGAUGGUCCAACUGAUACUGAUACAGCCACAGAUGGACCAACUGAUACUGAUACAGACACUCAUGGUCCAACUGAUACUGAUACAGCCACUGAUGGACCAACUGAUGUUGAUACAGCUACUGGUGGUUCAAUUGAUGUUGAUACAGCCACUGAUGGACCAACUGAUGUUGAUACAGCUACUGGUGGUUCAAUUGAUGUUGAUACAGCCACUGAUGGACCAACUGAUACUGAUACAGCCACUGAUGGUCCAACUGAUGUUGAUACAGCCACAGAUGGACCAGCUGAUGUUGAUACAGCCACUGAUGGUCCAACUGAUAUUGAUACAGCCACAGAUGGACCAACUGAUACUGAUACAGCCACUGAUGGUCCAACUGAUGUUGAUACAGCCACAGAUGGACCAGCUGAUGUUGAUACAUUCACUGAUGGUCCAACUGAUAUUGAUACAGCCACAGAUGGACCAACUGAUACUGAUACAGACACUCAUGGUCCAACUGAUACUGAUACAGCCACUGAUGGACCAACUGAUGUUGAUACAGCUACUGAUGGUCCAAUUGAUGUUGAUACAGCCACUGAUGGACCAACUGAUGUUGAUACAGCCACUGAUGGACCAACUGAUGUUGAUACAGCCACUGAUGGACCAACUGGUGUUGAUACAGCCACUGAUGGACCAGCUGAUGUUGAAACAGCCACUGAUGGACCAACUGGUGUUGAUACAGCCACUGAUGGACCAACUGAUGUUGAUACAGCCACUGAUGGACCAACUGGUGUUGAUACAGCCACUGAUGGACCACUGAUGUUGAUAACAGCCACUGAUGGACCAACUGGUCCACUGAUGGACCAGACUGAUGUUGAUACAGCCACUGAUGGACCAACUGAUGUUGAUACAGCCACUGAUGGACCAACUGGUGUUGAUACAGCCACUGAUGGACCAGCUGAUGUUGAUACAGCCACUGAUGGACCAACUGAUGUUGAUACAGCCACUGAUGGACCAACUGAUGUUGAUACAGCCACUGAUGGACCAACUGGUGUUGAUACAGCCACUGAUGGACCAGCUGAUGUUGAUACAGCCACUGAUGGACCAGCUGAUGUUGAUACAGCCACUGAUGGACCAACUGGAUCCACUGAUGUACCAACUGAUGUUGAUACAGCCACUGAUGGACCAACUGAUGUUGAUACAGCCACUGAUGGACCAACUGAUGUUGAUACAGCCACUGAUGUUAUAACUGAUGUUGAUACAGCCACUGAUGUUAUAACUGAUGUUGAUACAGCCACUGAUGGACCAACUGAUGUUGAUACAGCCACUGAUGGACCAGCUGAUGUUGAUACAGCCACUGAUGUUAUAACUGGUGUUGAUACAGCCACUGAUGGACCAACUGGUGUUGAUACAGCCACUGAUGGACCAGCUGAUGUUGAUACAGCCACUGAUGGACCAACUGAUGUUGAUACAGCCACUGAUGGACCAACUGAUGUUGAUACAGCCACUGAUGGACCAACUGAUGUUGAUACAGCCACUGAUGGACCAACUGAUGUUGAUACAGCCACUGAUGGACCAACUGGUGUUGAUACAGCCACUGAUGGACCAGCUGAUGUUGAUACAGCCACUGAUGGACCAACUGGUGUUGAUACAGCCACUGAUGGACCAACUGGUGUUGAUACAGCCACUGAUGGACCAACUGAUGUUGAUACAGCCACUGAUGUUACACUGCCACUGAUGACAACUGAUGUUGAUUCAGCCACUGAUGGACCAACUGAUGUUGAUACAGCCACUGAUGGACCAACUGAUGUUGAUACAGCCACUGAUGGACCAACUGAUGUUGAUUCAGCCACUGAUGGACCAACUGAUGUUGAUACAGCCACAGAUGGACCAACUGAGUUUGAUACAGUCACUGAUGGACCAACUGAUGUUGAUACAGCCACUGAUGGACCAACUGAUGUUGAUACAGCCACUGAUGGACCAGCUGAUGUUGAUACAGCCACUGAUGGACCAACUGAUGUUGAUACAGCCACUGAUGGAUCAGGUGAUGUUGAUACAGCCACUGAUGGUCCACCUGAUGUUGAUACAGUCACUGAUGGUACAAUUGAUCCUGAUACAGUCACUGAUGGACCGACUGAUGUUGAUACAGCCACUGAUGGACCAGCUGAUGUUGAUACAGCCACUGAUGGACCAACUGAUGUUGAUACAGCCACUGAUGGACCAGCUGAUGUUGAAACAGCCACUGAUGGACCAACUGAUGUUGAUACAGCCACUGAUGGUCCAACUGAUGUUGAUACAGCCACUGAUGUUCCAACUGAUGUUGAUACAAAGCUGCCUACGGCGGACAUUGGUGACAACUUGAUACAAGAUACGAUGACGACCGUGGGAGAUAGUACAAGUGGCAACACCACCACUAGUUCCUACACUACAACUGAAAGUUCAGUAACUCCAGAGGUGACCCUCGACCAAGAUGGUGAUUACAUUACUGAGGCUUCUGUUGCUACUGACGGUGUGAGUGAUGUUAGUGAACCAAGUGUUACUCAACCCUCAACACUUACUGAGGCAACUUUGGUUACUGAAAGUCCUGAAGAUAAAGACACCACAGGAGUUACAGAGAUUCCUGUAGGUACACCAGGCCCUGAUACUUCAGCAACUGAUGACACUGCCACUGAUGGACCAGCUGAGGUUGAUCAGCCAGCUACUCAUCCCCCAACUGGUGUUGAGACAGGCACUGAUGGUCCAGUUGGUGUUGAUAUAGGAACUGAUGUCCCAACUGCUGUUGAUUCAGGCACUGAUGCCCCAACUGGUGACGAGACAGGCACUGAUAAACCAACUGGUGUUGAGACAGGCACUGACGAACCAACUGGUUCUGAGACAGGCACCGGCGCCCCAACUGGUGUUGAGACAGGCUCUGGUACCCCAACUGGUGUUGAGACAGGCACUGACAAACCAAUCGGUGUGGAAACAGGCACUGAUAAACCAUCUGUUGUUGACACAGGCACUGACGAACCAACUGGUGUUGAGACAGGCACUGCCUCAACUGGUGUUGAUGAGUCAGCCACUGUAAGCUCUCUGGGCCCUGAAGGCACCAAGGCUCCAACAGUUAUUGAGGGUCCCGAAGGUGCAAAACAACCUGGCAGUACUGACGCCUCUGCAGGUAGUGGCCCGUCCACCACCUCCUCGACGUCCUAUGUUGACGACACGGAUAGCGUGGUGACUGAGGCCUCUUUGGCUACUGAUGAUUUUGAUGUGACUGGCGGUGUGACUGCUACAGAAUCUUCUUUCUUCCCUGAAGAACCAACUGUCACGGGCGAAUCACUGGUUACUGAUGGUUCUGUUAGUACUGACAGCACCUCCGACGACUUCAGUGGAACUAGUGUCACCGAAGCUGCAGGAACUACUGCUGCUGGGCAGAGUACGGGGAGUGUCCUUGGUGACACAAGCAGUACCGACUCAGAGACUUCAGUUGGUGUCAGUGAGUCCAGUACUUCUGAGGCAACACUCGCGACAGAGGACUCUGUAAGUGAGGCUCCUGAAAGCACAUCUAUUUCACCGUUUGAGUUUUCCUCAGUCACAGAGUUGACUGAGAAACCUUCCCAGGCGACCAAGCCUACGACAGUAGCUGGUAGCACUGAAACUUCAACCACGGAGGGAGACAUUAUUGCGCAAGUCUCUGAGAAACAACCUGAAGUUGGCGCUGAAAUAGGGAGCUCGGAGGCACCUGCGGUAACCACAGUAUCACCAGAUGCUUCCUUGAUUGCAUUCCCAACACCUGUCACUUCAGAUGCAUAUCCGUUCCCACCUUAUCCAGGCACUGAAUCACCAAUACCAUCCUAUCCAAGUUCAGAAUCAACCACAGACACAGCUUGGACACCAUCGUCAGCGACUGAAAUGAUUUUGGGUCCCGGUGCAUGCAUGUUUGAUGGCAAGGUAUAUGUGUCAGCCCAGCAGAUUCCCCGCGAAGACGACUGCGAGUUCUGUUUCUGCUUCCGUGGUGAUAUCAUUUGCUUGCAACAGACCUGUCCAUAUCCCAUUGACGGGUGCUUUAAGGAACGUAUCCCAGGUUUCUGCUGUCCACGAUACGAGUGUCCCGUCACUCGGAGUGUGGUUAACAUCACCACUACCACCACGCCGAUCCCUACCUACCCACCUGUGCAGCGACGGGAAGAAGUAUUCAUGUGUGAGAUCAGUGACAAAUUCUACCACAUCGGUGAACUGGUCGAAGAAGCCUCAGGACCAUGUCUAGUGUGCAGGUGUGGUAGGGGAGGCAUGAUGGAGUGUGAUCCCAAGGAUUGCCCGGCUGAACCCAUGCUUCGUCAGAUCCUCGGCACUAAGUACCAGCGGUGAGCGUCUUGUCAGGAAGGGUCGUGCAGCCUAGCCGCCCUCCACACCCGCUACCACCACUCACUACAACUACCCACUACCACCCACCUGCCACCCGUACACACAGGGAUGGCCAGUCCUAGCAACUCCCAUCUGUUCCUGCUUGCUGGGAUGGUUCACGCGUGGACACCAUCCUAGUAGCAUACAUUUUUUUGGGAGGGGUUUGCUAGGCGGGUUCUUGCUGCUAGGUUACUAAGAGAAGUAAAGGACAUUUUUCUGAAAGUAAAUCAACGGUGAUAAUUUCGGUAUAUAACAUACAAUUGUGGUGAUGUUAUGAAAGUGUCGAUUUCUAAAUUUGUGUAUGUGUGUGCGCGCGCGCUUGUGUGUGUGUAUGAAUGCAUCACGUCCCUUCUCAGUAGCCAUGUUAAGCUAGUGUGUCCACAACGCUCAAAUAGAAAGUCUGUGUUAAGAGGAGUGGUGACUGUGUAAUGUGAAGACAGACUAGACGUAGUGCCAAGUAGUCCCGUACAUUGUUAUAGAAAACGUAAAAUAUACACUCGACGAGGAGCAAAGGAGCCUAGAUAAUCUUACUCCUUUCCUCCCCCUCCCCAAGAAAAAUAGUAAUAAUAAGGAUCGAUAUUUUGAGCUUAAGGUAUCACUGGUAGCUUCGCGUGUCACGGAUGUAUUGUUUCUGCUGUUAAAAGUUGAAAGAGACAGGUGACAGCAUUAUGUGUUGGCAUUCUCAUCAUUACCUCCUUUAUUGUUCUCUAGAAAUUAGAAUUUGUAGCAUAUUUUCUCCCCACUAAGACAUACAUUAUAUAUAUAUAU
Messenger RNA from Cherax quadricarinatus, 13168 nucleotides. The record is from RefSeq and is a predicted model, not a curated record. NCBI's taxonomy places the organism in Eukaryota, Metazoa, Arthropoda, Malacostraca, Decapoda, Parastacidae.